Molecule: messenger RNA, 1014 nt
Organism: Daldinia vernicosa
Lineage: Eukaryota; Fungi; Ascomycota; Sordariomycetes; Xylariales; Hypoxylaceae
Product: NAD(P)-binding protein
Exons: 3
Coding region: 62-823 (253 amino acids)
Molecular function (GO): oxidoreductase activity
Source: RefSeq, a predicted model, not a curated record
GUAGACCUCUUUAUACAGUCUAAACGAACUCCUAGCUUAUUCCUAGCUGCUCUCUCGACCAAUGGCAGACCCAAAGCCCCUUAAAGGAAAGGUUAUACUCGUCACGGGGGCGGCCCAAGGGAUCGGGGCAGUUAUAAGUGACUACAUUGCGGCGCGUGGUGCAACAUUGUCUUUGGCAGAUUUGCAGAUAGACAAGCUCAACACCUCGGCGCAACGUAUCUCUGAGGCUUACCCCGAUAUUCAAGUGUCGACAUGGGCUGUGAAUGUCACCGACCCGAAGUCCGUUGAGGAAUGGGUCGUUGCGUCGAAGGAGAAAUUCGGGAGGAUUGACGGGUGUGUUAAUAAUGCUGGAAUCCUUGGUGACGGGAAACAGAUAACGGAGAUGAGUUAUGAGAACUGGUCUCGAGUCAUUGACGUCAACUUAACUGGCGUGUUCAACUGUCUCAAGUUCGAACUACGCGCUAUCGCAGAUGGCGGUAGCAUUGUGAACAUGUCUAGCGUUAGCGGCAUACGCGGGUUUCCUAUCCUGCCGGCCUACGUGGCUUCUAAGCAUGGGGUCAUUGGUUUGAGUAGAGUAGCCGCUGCCGAGCACGCACACCGUAAUGUCCGAGUUAAUGCUGUGUGCCCGGGCUUGGUGGACGGGGGCAUGCAGGACGAGUUACGCAAGGCUAAACCUGAUAUCAACUUCGCUGAAUACGGAGCGCUAUUAAAAGACUACUUACCAAUGAGUGAGGUGGCUGCGAUGGUUGGGUACCUCUUAGGUAAUGAGAGCAAAUUCAUCACUCGGGCGAUUCUUCCGGUUGAUGGCGGGAUGAGUGCGUGAUUUUGUAAGUCAAACCUGACAACACCAUCUCUUAUUUGAGUCUCUUGUAAUUCGGAGGGGAUGUUCUGUUUGUGCCGUUUGGAUGAAAUCUUUUGGCACCAGUCUCAUUAUUGUGGAAGGUCUUAACACACGCAAUGUAGGACUAUUAUCUAGCUUGGGCUAGGAUUUAGGGACGUUAAUUUUGCCCUACG